AUGCAGAGAUAUGUUGUGAAAUUAUGGGGCACAUGUAUGAAUAGCAUGAAGUAUCUAGCAUAUAUUAAUUUUCAAUUGUGGUCUCUUAUGAUUGAUAAACGAAUAAGUAAAUAAAUAAAAUUUUGUAUGACUGAGUACAAAACAUGAACUUUAUGGAUGUAGGUGUAUCACAACUUCGUGUGGGUGUUCUCUGUGUAUAAUUUGUCUUUGACCUAAACCUUGAGUAAAACGUGUUCGGUUGUCGAGAAACAUGAGUAUACUGCAGUAUUGUAUAAUCGACCAUUAAUAUUGUAUUAAGUUCCUAUGUCGUUGAUUAGAGACAUCAAAGUACACACAUAACAUGGGAUGUCUAAGUAGAUAGUAUUGUGUAUUUGAUCCAACGGCUGACAAAGAAACCAAACUUUUUGGUAACGAAAUCGUAGCCGUCUGAUUUGUCGGUUCAACGGAUCCAUGUUGUCGACCUUUGAACACGAAGCGGCAAAACAAUGAAAAGAAAUGUCUUUAGAUUUGGACAAGAUCUUCGAACGGGGCCGACAAGAUAAACCAAUGUUAAACGAGCUUGUCUCACACGGUACCGGUCUUAGUUCCCAUGAAAACAUAUAAAACGUCCAACAAAAUCAAAAUGAAGAAAACACAUUAACUUACAUCUUCAACUCAUAAACAUCAAAAUGGCUAAUGAGAGUAAUCUUGCACAUGAAAUCACCGAGCUACGGCUAGGUCUUCCAGGAGAUAUCAUCGUCACAGGGAAGAAGAGGGUUUCUUCGGAAGUAGAGAGUGAGUUGAAAUGUGAACCGGCGACAAAGAGUCAAGUAGUGGGAUGGCCGCCGGUUUGUUCGUUCAGGAGAAAGAACAGCCUCGAAGAGACAAGGACUGCGUACGUGAAAGUGAGUGUAGACGGAGCUGCGUUUCUGAGGAAGAUCGAUUUGAAAAUGUAUAAACGUUACCAAGAUCUCGCUUCCGCUCUACAAAUUCUAUUCGGAUGCUUCAUCACCUUUGAUGAUACAUUGAAGGAAAGCGAAUGCGUUCCAAUAUAUGAGGAUAGAGAUGGAGAUUGGAUGCUUGCUGGUGAUGUUCCUUGGGAAAUGUUUGUUGCAUCAUGCAAGAGGUUAAGGGUUAUGAAGAGAUCAGUAAUGAAAUGAUUGUGCGUGAGAAUUAGGGAUAUCGAAAUAUACAUAUUUUCAUAGAUUAAAAGAAUAAAGCUCGUUGAAUAAUUCAUUUUCAUCACAUAGACAAAUUGUAUUCUUUUAUACAUGUGGUUCCCAUGCCUGACAGAUAACAAGGCAAUAUCAAUAAUUAAUAAAAAAAUAAUAUAAAUAUA
Messenger RNA from Brassica rapa (field mustard), 1318 nucleotides. Its product is annotated as auxin-responsive protein IAA5. NCBI's taxonomy places the organism in Eukaryota, Viridiplantae, Streptophyta, Magnoliopsida, Brassicales, Brassicaceae. Gene Ontology annotation, biological process: regulation of DNA-templated transcription. Gene Ontology annotation, cellular component: nucleus. The record is from RefSeq and is a predicted model, not a curated record.